This is a messenger RNA of Symbiodinium sp. CCMP2456, 1833 nucleotides long. The record is from the annotation of a GenBank genome assembly. NCBI's taxonomy places the organism in Eukaryota, Dinophyceae, Suessiales, Symbiodiniaceae.
AUGGCUGCAGCCUGCUUCAGCUGCGGUAGCAAGACGAAGGCAUCGCUGCUUUUACUGAUCAUCCUUCUUCCGGAUUUGUCCUGCUGUGCGGCAAAUGAGGAUGACGCCUUGGCUGAGAGCUAUGACAGCUAUGACAAGUGUGCAGAUACUCGGACAGGGUCGUCUUGCAGUGAAACUCGCAGCCGGAGGCAUUGGCCUCACGCUCAGCCCCUAAAGGAGGCUCAUUUGCAUGAAGCCUUGGAGCCUGUUCCCAAAGGAUGGAGCAAGGCCAAAGCGUCGAUCCUUCAGCAGGAAAUGCUGGAAUUAGAGCUUUUGUCCGAGUUGUAUCAGCAACGCCUGAGCAUUCUGGAGGACCUCCAGAAGGGUCUGCAAAUGGGGCUGGGAAGACACCUGCCUUCGUCGAAUGUUCGGGCGCUGCAGCAGAGUAUGCCUCCACUCUCCGAACAAGUUAUUCUCGGAGUGCCGCCUGCUGCGGUGACGGAUGAGGAUUAUUCCGACGAAGUAGGAGAAUCGGCAGCAGGAAGCACGUCGACGGCGACGGCAAUCGACGACUUCUUGGUAUCCAAAGCAGUGAUUCCACAGGAACCCCCCGCGACGCACAUCGGACUGAUGCCGCUGCGAAACCACCGGUCAUCAGCCCCAGCUCCAACAUCCCAGGUUGCGAUGCCCACCGUACUUCUGGUGGUUGUUCAAGCGGACGGCGACAUUUGUUUGUACACUGCGUCUGGAGACCUGGCAUUGGCAUUCCGGUCUGGGCAUAAGCAGGCAAUUGUGCAAAUGGCUGUGUCCCCAAUGCAGGACGAAUACGUCGUCGCGACUGUGGAUUCGGCAGGAGUUAUGCGUGUACAUCGGCUUUUUGUGCGCCCGCGACGCGGCCCACAAGAACAGAGGCGAAGGGUCACCAAUCCGGAUGAAGAGAAGGUUUCGAAUCACCUGGGAUCGCCGGCGAACAUCACCGUGCAAUUCAAUUUAGCCACACGAGUUCCACUGAUAGAUGGAAACCUUAACCAGUCGUCGCAGCCACACCUGACAGCUUUCAUAAUGACUUCAACGCAAGGCGUCAAGUACUUCGUAGCAGGUGAUUCGGUCGGUUGGAUUUCGGUUUUCACCCGGAAUGGAACGCUGCACGGCAGGAUUCGGGUCAGCAACAGCCUGCCCGUGGCCGGCAUCAGUGCGCAUCUUGGAAAUGUAGUGUAUGUGGCCGGCCACCAGUGGGGGUUCAUCGACCUGGAGAAAGCGACUGCUCGGAACUUUAUCUGCCACAAGUACGAAACCUCGCUGGUCCAUGCGGCUGUUACAGAUACUGCUCUACAGUCUCGUGUCAUUGCUGCAGAUCAGGAUGGGACAUUGUGGGUUUUCGCGACUCGCGACAAGAGAGACUGCAAGGUGGAACAUCGCUUUCCCAGAGGGGCAGCACGCACACCUUUGUCCUUGUCCUCGGUUCGGGGCUUCGCUUUGGCUUUGGAAGCAUCACGAACCUUCAGCGGAAGGUCAGAGAUGAUCGCCUUCAACAUGUCGCAUGUGGGCAAGGGUUGGGAUGAUUCAGCCCGGGAUAUGUCGCCCAUUGCCUGGAGAAAAAGCAGCCGACCAGUUCGCGACUGGGCAGUUCAGCGCCGAUACCAAGAAGGAGAUCUCCUCGCAAUGCUUUCGCAGGAUGGCACUGAAAUUGAGAUCUUCGAGCUGAUGAUGCAAGUCUACCAGCCACCUCCGGGCGACUUGUUGGGGAACUUCAAGCUCCCGGUCUUUGCAGCAGCGAUGAUUCUGGUCAUGGGAUAUCAGUUUGUCAAGCAGAAAGGCCCCUUCGACCCUGGAGCUGCUGAAGGAGAUGGCUGA